AUGAAUUAGUGUCUAGAUUCAACAACCAUCAUCUUCCAUCAUCCAAUCCCAAAGAAAUCCAACUAAUCAAUUCCCCAAAUUAAUCAAUACCUCAAAACACAUAUGCUAACACAGAAACCACCAACACAGUUAUCACUAUAAAUCAUCACACUCCCACUACUUCACUUUUUCCACCAUUAAAGUACAAAACCCAGAAAAUUUGAUCAACAAUAACAAUGACUUUUAGUAAGGGGAAGAACAUCAAUACUGGAAUUUCACCAUCAUCUUCAUCUUCUUCUCCAUCUUGGUUUUCGCAUUUCUGGGAAUCGGCUCGCCGGACUAAACCCAUUGAACCCAAUUUUUCCGACGUCCGUACAAAUUCCGGCGACGGACUUGUUCGACGGUUGGGCCUUUUUGAGCUUGUUCUCAUUGGUAUUGGCGCUUCUAUUGGUGCCGGAAUUUUUGUUGUUACUGGUACUGUUGCUCGUGAUGCUGGCCCAGCCGUGACACUCUGUUUCAUAAUUGCUGGAGUAUCAUGCAUACUCAAUGCACUCUGUUAUGCUGAGCUAUCUUCCCGUUUUCCUGCUGUUGUUGGAGGAGCAUAUCUGUAUACGUAUUCCGCUUUUAAUGAGCUCACUGCUUUCUUGGUGUUUGCACAAUUGAUGCUUGACUACCACAUCGGGGCAGCUAGUAUUGCAAGAAGCUUAGCCAGCUAUGCCGUUGCUUUACUAGAACUAUUUCCCUCUAUCAAGGGAAAUAUUCCUAGCUGGAUAGGACAUGGUACUGAUGAUUUCUUAGGAGUUUUUUCUAUCAAUGUGUUAGCUCCUAUCCUCUUGUUCAUCCUUACAAUAGUUUUAUGUUGGGGUGUCGGAGAAUCUUCAAUUGUGAACUCCUUCAUGACUAUCACAAAGGUAGUCAUUGUGAUUAUUGUAAUUAUCGCUGGGGCUUUUAAGGUUGAUGUAUCAAACUGGUCUCCUUUUGCUCCUAAUGGUUAUGGGGCAGUUUUUACUGGAGCAACUGUAGUAUUUUUUGCUUACGUUGGAUUUGAUGCUGUUGCUAAUUCUGCCGAAGAGUCAAAGAACCCACAGAGGGAUUUGCCAUUGGGCAUAAUAGGAAGCCUUCUCAUCUGCGUAGCAUUAUAUAUUGGUGUUUGCUUGGUGAUCACGGGAAUGGUUCCUUACAAUCUUCUUGGUGAAGAUGCUCCAUUGGCUACGGCAUUCACAGCCAAAGGCCUGAAAUUUGUCUCUGUUCUGAUCAGUGUUGGUGCUGUUGCUGGGCUUACAACUACCCUUCUGGUCGGUCUCUAUGUUCAGUCUCGUCUAUACCUUGGCCUUGGAAGGGACGGCUUAUUACCUCAACUAUUUGCUAAAGUACAUCCGAAGCGGCGCACACCUAUAAAUUCUCAGUUCUGGGUGGGUCUUGUUGCUUCGGUCAUGGCAGGGCUACUCAAUGUGCACGUGCUUUCUCACAUUCUUUCAGUUGGGACAUUGACAGGCUAUUCCGUUGUGGCAGCCUGUGUUUUAUCACUCCGGUUCGAAGAAAAAUCUGUUAGUCAAGCAUCACCCAGAUGGUGCUCCAAAUGGGCAGAAGGUGUAAUUUGGCUGGUUGUGUUGGCUUGCUGUGGAUUCGGAGCUGGAGUAAUGUACCGAUUUGGUGCUUCGUACUUCUUCUUGAUCAUACCGUUGACCAUAGCUCUUGUUGCUUUAGUGGUCCUCUAUCUCCGCCAAGUAUAUACAGAUGCACCAGGGUUUUCCUGUCCAGCAAUCCCCUUCUUGCCUGCUCUAUGCAUUUUCUUCAACAUAUUCUUGUUUGCUCAGCUGCACUAUGAAGCAUGGGUGAGAUUUAUUGGUAUAAGUCUCAUUACUGUAGGCAUAUAUGCUUUCUAUGGCCAAUUUCAUGCCAAACCGAGUUCAGGUGAAACAAUUGUCUACCAUAGGACAUCUCCUGAGAGUCCACAUUCACGUUAAUCGUUGCAAAGGCGUAAAUGAGCACAAAUGUACAAUUGAGUGUAUUGUAUUCUUAAUUUCUUCUUCCAUUCAAUGCCGGUGUAUCCAAACUGGUGAACUACCUGCUGAUUGUUAGUUUACUUGCAAAUCUGAUGUGUGUACAUGCUAUUGUAAUUAAUCAAUUAAUGAUUUACCACGAAUAUAUAUUUUUUCUCA
This is a messenger RNA of Beta vulgaris subsp. vulgaris (sugar beet), 2141 nucleotides long. Its product is annotated as cationic amino acid transporter 9, chloroplastic. The transcript is spliced from 8 exons. Gene Ontology annotation, molecular function: amino acid transmembrane transporter activity. The record is from RefSeq and is a predicted model, not a curated record. Bases 216 to 1946 code for a protein of 576 amino acids. Gene Ontology annotation, cellular component: membrane. Lineage: Eukaryota; Viridiplantae; Streptophyta; Magnoliopsida; Caryophyllales; Amaranthaceae. Gene Ontology annotation, biological process: transmembrane transport; amino acid transport.